AUGCCCCAGGAGCCCCAGCAGACAGACUUCCAGCUGGUGCGAGUCAAGAGCACAUGGUGCCGCAUCAAGAAAGGAGAAGCCCUUUCCAAUGGGAAGGAUGAGAUGAUUCUCUCCGAGGCAAAAAUAGGUGAGUGCAUCUCUGAAAGUGGGAUUUCCUGGACAAUUGAAGCUCCCAUCUAUUUUUGCUACAAAGUGGUAGAAACAUCCAAUAUUCUGGAUCCCUCUAACACUACUCUGCUCCGGGGUCACAUCACUGAUUCCCAGCAACUAGAGCUCACCACUAGCAGCAAAAGGAAAUUGAGGCGCUUUAUUGUCAUAGAUGAGGUCGUUGACAAACUUUAUGGCUCCAAAGUCAGAGAAUACUUUGAAGAGAAUAAUGUCCAGCACAAAAUACUUGCUCUGCCUACCACCGAAGAGACAAAAUCCAUGGACUUGGUCUUGAACAUUUUACAAGAAGUCCAGAACUUCAGCAUCGACAGGCGAACUGAGCCCAUCAUUGCCAUCGGAGGAGGUGUCUGCCUGGACAUCGUAGGACUAGCUGCCUCCCUCUACAGAAGACGUACCCCUUACAUUCGGGUCCCAACCACCCUCCUCUCUUACGUUGAUGCCAGUGUGGGGGCGAAGAAUGGGGUGAAUUUUCUGCAGUGUAAGAACAAGCUCGGGGGCUACACCCCCCCAGUAGCUAGUUUCCUGGACAGAUCCUUCAUCCAGAGCAUUCCUCGGCGACACAUCUCCAACGGCCUUGGGGAAAUUUUAAAGAUGGCCCUCAUGAAACACAAAGGGCUGUUUGACCUGCUCAAGAGCCACGGAAAAUACCUCCUGGACAGCAAGUUCCAGUCUUGCAGUGGCUUUGCUGACCAUGGGGAUGCUGCACUGCAGACUACCAGGAUUGCCAUUGAAACCAUGCUGGAAGAGCUGGCUCCCAACCUCUGGGAGGAUGACCUGGACAGACUGGUUGAUUUUGGUCACCUUAUAAGCCCAGAGCUGGAAAUGAGGGUUUUGCCAUCCCUGAUGCACGGGGAGGCUGUGAACGUCGACAUGGCAUUCAUGACGUACGUCGCCCACGCGCGAGGGCUCAUCAGCGCCCAGGAGAAGGAGCAGAUCCUCCAGUGCAUGCAGGGCCUGGAGCUGCCAGUCUGGCACAGCAGCUGCAGCUGGGCCCUCAUCCAAAGAGCCUUGAGGGAACGCCUGGAGCACAGCGGGGGACAGCUCCGGAUGCCUCUGCCCACCGGCCUAGGCGUAGCAGAGAUAUUCAAUGACACCACUGAAGAGACCCUGGAAAGAGCAUACAAGCUGUGGGUCAGAGACUGCAGGAUGGUGCUGGAGGAAGAGCCAGCUGCUCUCUGA
Molecule: messenger RNA, 1347 nt
Organism: Acanthisitta chloris (rifleman)
Lineage: Eukaryota; Metazoa; Chordata; Aves; Passeriformes; Acanthisittidae
Product: pentafunctional AROM polypeptide-like
Exons: 5
Coding region: 1-1347 (448 amino acids)
Biological process (GO): antibiotic biosynthetic process
Molecular function (GO): 3-dehydroquinate synthase activity
Source: RefSeq, a predicted model, not a curated record